AUAAUCCAAGUGCUUUGGUGUAAUCCUUGAAUCUCUCCCAGCACCUCUACGCCUCCUUUCCCUCAAAACAAUGCGACAAUAAUAGUCGCACAACAAUUCCGAUUCACAGUCCUUCCUUUAUGGUCUCUUAAUUCAACCUACAGCCCGGCUCUGCUGCCUACCGCGACUCUCCUGCAGCUUCACCAAUUCUGUUCCCCCCUUCAAAUAUACAAACAACCUCGAGACAACCUCACCCUCCCACACCAAGCUUGGGCGCGUUACACCUCCCACCGCCGCCAUGAGUGACGACUCGCUGAUGAUGGACGACUCGAUUGUCAAUGGAUACUCGGAUGAUGACUCGGAUCCAUUCUCCCCGGUUGCAGUACCAGUAUGUUUUUUUGGCUCCCGCCCCUAUCAAUUGACCCCUCCAUUGUCUCUCGGGUUCAGGCACCAAAAGCUAAUCGCCUUCUGCGUAGAAAUCCAAGGCAAAACCUGCUGCAAAGAAAGCCGCCGUCCCGAAGGCACCUAAAGCCAAAGCCACGAAGGCGCCUGCCAAAAAGAUGGCACAAACCACAUUGAAAACUAAGGCCGUCCCCAAGAAGCGCCCAAUGCCAGAAAAUGAUGACGAAGAUCCACCUUCUGACAAUGACGUGUCUAUGGACGACGAUUCCGUUCUCUCAAAUACCCCGCCGAAUGCCAAAAAACAGAAGAAGGCUCCAGCCAAGAAAGCUGCAGGAAACCCUUUGCAGGAGAAUUUCAACGAGAGCAUGAAUUUCGAUGGCCCCUCUGAUCCAAAGCCCUCGAAGACCAACAAAACUGCUACAGAUAAAUACCAGAAGCUUACUCAGCUGGAGCACAUCAUCAAACGUCCUGACACCUAUAUUGGCUCCGUGGAAAAGACUGAGCAGCAGAUGUGGGUAUACAAUUCAGAAACAUCGCAGAUGGAGUUUCGAAAGGUCUCUUUUGUGCCCGGUCUUUACAAGAUUCUCGAUGAAAUUCUCGUAAAUGCCGCAGACAACAAGCAAAAUGACCCAAACAUGAAGAUGAUAAAAGUAAUUGUCGAUCGUGAAAAGGGUGAGAUUAGUGUCGAGAACGACGGAGCAGGAAUUCCAAUUGAGAUACAUCAGGCAAGUAGUGAAUUGAACACUUAAAUUCAGGCUCUCGCUAAUUUUACGAUAAUAGAAAGAAAAAAUAUACAUUCCUGAGAUGAUUUUCGGUCACCUUUUGACUGGAUCCAACUACGAUGACGAGCAGGACAAGACUGCUGGUGGUCGUAAUGGUUACGGAGCCAAGUUAUGUAAUAUCUUCAGUACCGAGUUUACACUCGAAACACAAGACUCAAGUCGUGGCAAGCGGUACAAGCAAACCUGGACUGACAACAUGAGCAAGAUGGGCAAAGCAAAAAUCUCUGCCAGUAAAUCAUCCGACUUCACCCGUGUCACCUUCACGCCCGACUAUGCUAAAUUCAAGAUGGAUGGUAUAGAUGAUGACUUUGAAGCUCUUCUCAAGCGUCGUGUUUAUGACAUGGCUGGUACCGUGAAAGGCGUCAAGGUAUCCCUCAACGGGACCAAAAUCAAUUUGAGUUUCAAGCAAUACUGCGAGAUGUACGCCAAGGCCAUUCAAAAGGAGCGCGGUAUGGAAGAAGGCGAGAAACCUGCCAUGGCUACUGUUAUUUUGGAGGAUCCGAAAGCACAUGAGCGUUGGGAGGUUGCUUUUGCAGUUUCAGACGGCUCUUUCAAUCAAGUUUCGUUCGUCAACUCAAUUGCAACGACUUCAGGUGGUACACACGUCAACUAUAUUGCCGAUCAAAUCUGCGAUAAGUUGUUGGAAGUCGUGAAGAAGAAGAACGCCAAAGGUGCAGCGUUAAAGGCCAAUCAAAUCCGCAACCACAUCUUCCUAUUUGUUAAUGCACUGAUUGUGAAUCCUUCAUUCACAUCUCAAACCAAGGAGCAACUCACAACACCGAAGAGUAGGUUUGGCAGUAAAUGUAUUUUGACACCCAAAUUCCUCACCGAUAUCGGUAAGACGGAAGCGGUACAGAACAUUUUGAACUUCCAAGCAGCUAAGGCGGAUCAACAGCUCGCUAAGAGCGAUGGCAACAAGCGUUCGCGUAUGAGUAACGCUAAGCUUGUUGAUGCAAAUUUGGCUGGUACCAAACGUGGCCACGAGUGUACUUUGAUCCUUACCGAAGGAGAUUCCGCGAAAGGCUUAGCUGUCGCAGGAAGAGCAGUCCUGGACCCUGACCGAAUUGGUGUAUUUCCACUUCGAGGUAAAUUGCUCAACGUUCGAGAUGCAAGUAUUGAUCAAAUCACGAAGAAUGCCGAAAUCCAAAACAUCAAACAAUUCCUUGGUUUGAAACAUAAGCAAGUCUACAAGGACACGAUGGGUCUUCGUUACGGGCAUUUGAUGAUCAUGGCUGAUCAGGAUCACGACGGAAGUCAUAUCAAAGGUCUUUUGAUCAAUUUCCUUCAAGUCCAGUUUCCAAGUUUGCUCAAGCUUCCGGACUUUUUCCAAGAGUUUAUCACUCCGAUUGUCAAAGUAUACAAAGGUCCGAACCCCAAGAAACCCAUUAGCUCUAAGGCGUUUUUCACCCUUCCCGAAUAUGAAACAUGGAAGGAGAGGCAUGCAAACGAUAGAGCAUGGAAGCACAAGUACUACAAGGGUUUGGGUACAAGUUUGCCCGAGGAUGCGCAAGUCUACUUCAGUAAUCUGGAUCAGCAUCUGCGAGAAUUCGUGUCAAUCAAGCCAGAGGAAGAGGAAAUGAUCGACCUGGUCUUCUCCAAAAAGAAGGCUGACGCUCGUAAGGCCUGGCUAGGAGACUUUGUGCCCGGCACUUUUCUCGACCAUUCAACCAAGACUUUGACCUACGACAACUUUGUUAACAAGGAACUUAUUCUCUUCAGUAUGGCUGACAACCUCCGUUCUAUUCCUUCGGUAAUCGAUGGAUUCAAACCUGGACAAAGAAAAGUGAUGUUUGCUUGUUUUAAGCGCAAUCUUGUUCGAGAUAUGAAGGUGGUGGAACUUGGUGGAUACGUGUCCGAAAAUACCGCUUACCACCAUGGUGAAGCAUCUAUGCACCAAACGAUCAUUGGACUUGCUCAAAACUUCGUCGGAUCUAACAAUGUAAACUGUCUCGAGCCAAGUGGAAAUUUUGGAAGUCGUCUGGCAGGAGGUACCGAUGCUGCAAGCCCUCGUUACAUUUUUACGAGAUUGUCGCCAUUCGCAAGACGGGUCUUCUCGGUACUUGAUGAGCCCAUCUACGAACACAGCGUGGAUGAUGGAAAAAAGAUUGAGCCGGUGGUAUACUGUCCUGUCGUGCCAAUGGUCCUUAUCAAUGGUGCCGAUGGAAUUGGCACUGGUUGGAGCACGACAAUUCCAAAUUUUAACCCCAUUGAUAUUGUCAAUAACCUCAAGCGUCGCAUGGGCCGUCUCGAGGAAUCUGAUGGAGAGGAAAAACCAUUUGAGACAAUGAGCCCGUGGUUUCGUGGAUGGAAAGGGACUCCCGAAGAAAUCUCUCCCGGCAAGUAUUCCUUCAAUGGUAUCAUCAAAGAAUCGGGAGCUGCGGAGGUAGAAAUUACCGAGUUGCCUAUUCGUGUCUGGACAGAUGACUUCAAAGGCAAACUUGAAGAGAUCAUUAAGGGGGAGAAGGUCCCAUCUUUCAUCAAGGACUACAAAGAGUACAAUGACCAUAGAAGCGUGCACUUUAUUAUUCAAAUGGAUGAAAAGAACAUGAAGGGAGUAUUGGCUGACGGCCUCUUGGAGAGAUUCAAGAUGACCAAAGCAAUCAACACCACCAAUCUUGUUGCAUUCGAUACACGUGGCCAGAUUCGUAAGUAUGAGAAAGUGGAAGAUAUUCUUGAGGAGUACUAUACCUAUCGCUUGGGAAUGUAUACUAAGAGAAAGGUACAUCCAUGCUUCGUCAAAUUGUUUUGGCUUUGCUAAUCGUGCGCAGGUCUAUUGGCUCGCCAAAAUUAACACCGAGUACCGAAAGCUCAAGAACCAGGCCAGAUUCGUAAUGGAGAUCAUCGAGAACAAACUUGUGGUAUCCAAAAAGAAAAAGCCUGUUCUCGUUGCCGAGUUAAGAAAGCGUGAAUACGAAGCUUUCUCUAAAGUCAAAGACGCUCAGAAGGCUGGUGAAACCGAUGACACUGUAGAGAACGACGACGAAGUUGCCGAGGACGAAGAUGAAGGUGCCAGAGACUUUGAUUAUCUGCUUGGGGUAUGUUGGGACGCAAUUCGUAUGGUUCUUGCUUAAUGCUAACCUCGGUAGAUGCCUAUCUGGUCCCUCACACAAGAACGUGUAGAUAAAUUGAAGGCACAAAUGGUCGGCAAGAAACAAGAACAUGACACUAUGGAGAAGCUGAGUGAAAAGGAUCUUUGGUGUCAGGAUCUCGACGCGUUUGUCCGAGAAUGGGAGAACCAGUUGAAAGAGGAAGAGGACUAUCAAAAGUCGAUUAGGAACACAAAUCGACGAGUUUCUCGAAAGAUUGGAGCUGGCAAAAACAUCGGCAAAUCCAAGAAGGCGGAUGAUGAUUACGCCCCGAAGGCCUCCAAGACCUCCAAGGUACCAAACGUUGUCGACAAACCACAGCCCAAAGCCCAACAACGAUUCCUCGAAGCGUUCAACAUCAAACCAAAGGCUAAACCAACAUCCAACUCCAUGGGCUCCGACGGUGCGGACGAUACCGCCCAGGAACCUCGGGCAGUUUCUCUGUUGUCAGAUGACGAUUUUGAAUCAUUGAGGCCUUCAAAGCAAGAGUCUCGGGCGCCGAGUGAGCAACCUGCAGCGGGUGGUGGUAGAAGCAAACGUGCUGCUGCUGCCGCUCCCAAGAAAUGGGUUAUCGAAGAUGAGUCGGAAAGCGAUGAUGACCAGCUUCUUGGUGACGUUGGAGAUAUGGUCAAGGGUAUUGGUGGAGGAACUACUACCAACAAGUCUAAUGGGCGUGUCUCAUUGUUUGCCAUGUCUCGACCUGAGAGUAGCCAUGGAAGAUCUACUAGCAAUGACUUGCCCAAGAUGAAAUCGAAGCCCAGCAAGACCUUUGAUUUCUCGGAUGGGGAUGAGACGAAUUACGAGAUGCUAGCAAGAUCAUCGCCUCAAAAGGCACCACCAGCUCCUAAAGAUACUUUGGAUAUUGACAGCUUCCUGUCUGUCGACGAGGAUGACGACAUUAUGCCAUUGCCAAAGAAAGCUGCCUCUAAAUCCUCUGUCCCGGCAGCGAAAGCACCUGUUAAAACUAUCGCGAAGCGUGGUCCGAAACCCAAAGUCGCUGCUAAAGCUGCACCUCCAGCGAAAAAGGCCCCUGAGCCUAAACCUGUUGCCCUUUCCCCGCAAGCCAAAGCCUAUGCCGCCAAGAAGUCCAAAUUAAUGGCCAAGAAAGACGUUUUCAGUGACGAAGACGAGGAUGAGGAUGAGGAUGAGGACGUAGAUAUGGAUGACAAGGCCGGGGGAAGUGCUACUGCGGAGGAUUCUGCGGAUGAAUCGAUGCCACCACAGCCAGCUGUAAGAGGCCGAGGGCGUCCAGCUCGAGCUGCUGCAGUUGUUGCUAAGACAAAGACAAAGACCAAACCCGUAUACAUUGAUUCCGAUGACGAGGAUGAGAUGGACGUGGAUGAUGAGGAGGACUCUGCUAUUGUUGAUGAUGAGCAGAGUGAGGAUGAUUUUGAUGAAAGCGAAUAGUGAUGUGUUUAUGUUGUUUUUUUGGCGUCAAUACCAGGAAGGAUAUGAAAAUUUGCUAGGGAAAACAUAAUAGCUUUUGGGAGGUGCUAGCAUUGGUUAUGAUUUUUCAAUCUGCAUCUUUCGUCUUGCAGAGUUUGUGGGCCUUUUACUGUACAAUUAUUCGUGGUCUGAGUCAAUCCCAUUACUGAGUACAUAUGAA
Messenger RNA from Hymenoscyphus albidus, 5855 nucleotides. The record is from the annotation of a GenBank genome assembly. Lineage: Eukaryota; Fungi; Ascomycota; Leotiomycetes; Helotiales; Helotiaceae.